GUGGGCCUGUUAUCGAGCGCUACAUAAAAUCAACAAGGGAAAGACUACCUGAAGAUGCACCACUUGUGAAAGUGCAUACAUGAAGGAAAGCAUAUAUCUCUUCGACGCAUCCCAACGGAAGCUUUGAGCUACAUUUCCGGACCUUGACUGUCAUUGCGACGAGGCCACAUCAUGCGACAGAAUGGAUACCGCCACAGCAUUCCAUUAUCACGCUGCGUUCGAACACCCAAGGCACACAUGCGAAAACGACAGAUCGUAAAGUUAUGCGCUUCACAACUUCUACGCAUGCCUUCUGUUCUGACCAUCUGUCCAACGAGACAGCGCAAUGAGGCAGGAUUCUACGGGGUGUCACCUACAGUACACACAAGAAGUGCAGGGGGAACGGAUUGCGAACCGCAGCCAUCCUCGUCUUCAAAUGUAGGAAUCUUUUAUUGGGCACUGUUUGGCGAGAGUACAUUUGAGAGCAGACCUCAGUGCCCCGAAGGCCAUGAAAAGAAGGCGCCCUAGAGCGGGCUCCUCUACGCAAGUGACACCCUGUAGUCGAAGGGUAGAACACCGGCAUCGGCAAGUUGCAGUCGCGUUGAAGGCCAUCUAGCGGCUCUCCCAGUGGCACCAACGAGGAAGCCACAGGAAAGGGAUUCUAAGGCGAAGGCGUAACACGUGAAUGGCCCAAGAUGCACAUGCUCAAUGAAUGCCCUCUAAAAGAACGAUAUCGACAAUUCCGCAAAGAGCAUCAGCAUCAAAACCACAAGCCUACUCUUCCAUGGCAUCAGGAUCAGCUUCGGCUCCCAACCCCGCUUCAGCCUCUUCAGCUUCUUUGAACUCAUGUUCAAGCUCC
This is a messenger RNA of Pseudocercospora fijiensis CIRAD86, 838 nucleotides long. RefSeq lists its product as uncharacterized. Bases 172 to 507 code for a protein of 111 amino acids. The record is from RefSeq and is a predicted model, not a curated record. NCBI's taxonomy places the organism in Eukaryota, Fungi, Ascomycota, Dothideomycetes, Mycosphaerellales, Mycosphaerellaceae. The transcript has 2 exons.